AGAAGCACUUCCUCUUCACACCAUACCAGCUCCUGACUCAAGACGACUCUUCUUUGUAUUAGACAAACAUGUCGGGGCUCCUGAGGACGAUCGCCGGCCGUGCUGCUCCGGCCCUGCGGCAACACGCCGUUACACAGAGGGCGAAUCUUUUCACCAGACCACCCAAGGAAAAGAUCGGCCCACUCGAAACUGUCAUUGGACUCGGCAUGUUCUCCCUGGCCAUCCUGGGACCGUCCGGGUGGAUCCUGGCCCACCUGGAGGACUACAAGAAGAAAGAAUGAACAGAACAUUUUAACAGUUGAUGCCUGGUGUGUACAGCUUCCUGUCUCCUGUGACGACUAGGGACCAUAACCAUUUAUGUUCUGCUCCAGAGAAGAAUAUCGUUUUACCUCACCUCUACCUUUCUGACUGUUCCACGCCACAUCUCGGAUACAGACCAACUGUUCCCAAGCAGACUCUGAUCUUUAAAAAAAAUGUAUUGUACAAAUUCCCUGAUAAAGGAGUAUGUUACAAGAUUAAAUUUAAACAACUA
This is a messenger RNA of Scophthalmus maximus (turbot), 532 nucleotides long. Its product is annotated as cytochrome c oxidase subunit 8A, mitochondrial. Gene Ontology annotation, biological process: mitochondrial electron transport, cytochrome c to oxygen. The record is from RefSeq and is a predicted model, not a curated record. Bases 69 to 281 code for a protein of 70 amino acids. NCBI's taxonomy places the organism in Eukaryota, Metazoa, Chordata, Actinopteri, Pleuronectiformes, Scophthalmidae. The transcript is spliced from 2 exons. Gene Ontology annotation, cellular component: mitochondrion.